Molecule: messenger RNA, 2202 nt
Organism: Rotaria sp. Silwood2
Lineage: Eukaryota; Metazoa; Rotifera; Eurotatoria; Philodinida; Philodinidae
Source: the annotation of a GenBank genome assembly
AUGUCAUAUUUUCUUAUUGAAGCACAAAGUUAUGAUUUUGAUACAUUGAUUACUACAUUAUUUCAUUCAUUAUUGACUCUGGAAAAUUGGGCAUGGGAGGUUUUAAGUAGAGAUUCUCGACAAUGGAAUGAUGAUGAACAACAAUAUAUUGAUUUAUUUCAUAAUAUUUCAUCUUUUAAUAAAAAAAUAAUUUUAAGUCAUAAUGUUGUACAUACAAAAGGAUCUCUUCUUCUGCCAGCUCAUACUGAUAUUGUUGAUGGACUAUUUGAACAAUUUAAAAAACGAAAUGGUGAAAAUGAGCGUUUUUUAUCAAUAAUCUACCUAUGGUUUGAUAAUCUUUCAUUGUUAAUGUAUGAACAUAUAGAAUUUGCUUCAGUAUCUAUAAUGGUUUAUGUCAAUGAACGUAUUACAUCUGAUAUUAUAAUGACUGAUCAAUUUAAAACUUAUCUGAAUGAAUUACAAGAUCCAUGUCCGUUAUUAACAAUGAAACAAGUUUUUUAUAUUAAAACAUGUUUAUUUUUAUUAGGCGGAUAUUUAUGUUCGAAACCGUAUGAUUUUCUUUAUAAUGGACAGGAAAUUGUAGGAUAUCUUGCUGAGGAUUAUACAAAUAUUAUUCUCAUUCAUAGCCAAACAAUAGUAUCAUGGAGUAAAGAAUUACUUUCAUGUAUUACACAUCUAAUUGGCUUUAUUACUGCUUGUCAUUUGUGGAUUGGUACCAACAAGGAGAUUCUCAAAAUGUUUGUGAUUCCUGAUAAAACUAUAUACGACUAUAUUGAAUCAUUAAUUAAUAUUCUGAGCCAUCAAACACUUCACGAACAAAUUCAUCCUCAAUUGUUAAAUGAUGAAUCAAUACUUGUCGAUAAUAUUCUCAAAUUAUUCAACUAUUUAAUAAACUUUCAAGAUAUAAUAAAUUUUUUUCGCUGUCAAAAGAAUUUAGUUGAUAUAUUUUUUAAAUUUGAUCUUAUAAACAAUGAUCGAUUCUAUUUACGAAUCUAUAGUCUUCAAUCUGCAAUUCUUUCUGAAAAACAAAUUAAAAAAUCAAAUAUCGUUAAUAACAUAAAUAAAAUUUUCUUUUAUUAUCUUCAACAAGCAUGGGAAAGUCCAUUAAAAAAAUAUAACAAAAUAUCCAUUGAAGAAUUACUAGAAGGUCUUUUGACUUUAUCUAAAUAUGAUAUCACGAAAAAUCCCAUCGCUAAUUCAGGUGAAUUAAAACUUUUAAUUGAAAUAUUGGAUGAAUAUCCAAUUAUUUACGAUAUUCUAUGGUCUUUAUCAUUUGAUAUUCGCAUUCAUGAAGAACUUCGUUCAAAUCAAACAUUGAUAGAUAAAUUAGAAAGUAGCUAUAUGAAUGAACAAAUACAAAAUAUUAUUUAUGGAAUACAAUGGAAUUUAAGUUUCAAUAGCAUACAAAUCAAUACUGAUACUAAUAAAGGAAAAUUUGAUAUAAUGAUAAGUUAUUCUCAUGAAGAUAAAUCAAUAUGUACACAAUUAUACCAUGAACUUAUUCAAAAUAAUUUUAAUGUAUGGAUUGAUUUAAAUGAUAAACAUCAUAAUAUAAUGGAUACAAUGGUUCAAGCUGUCGAACAAUCUUCUAUAAUAAUUAUGUGUAUAAGUAGACAAUAUAAACAAAGCAACUAUUGUCGAGCUGAAGCACAAUAUGCUUUUAAAAGACAAUUAAAUAUAAUUCCAAUAUUAAUUGAUAAUUAUUAUAAACCAGAUGGUUGGCUUUUAUUUCUUAUUCGUGGUUUAUUUCUUAUAGAUUUUACAAAAUAUGAAUUUUCUCAUGGAAUACAAAUCUUAUUAGAUAAAUUAAAAACUCCACAUAUUACUGCUCUUAAUACUCUUGUUGUACGUCAACCACCACAAAAUGUUACUAAUUUAUCUUUAUCAACAUUGGAUUCAACAGAUAUGUGCCAAUGGACACCAAAUGAUGUUCAACAAUGGUUAGUUAAAAAUAAUCUUUUACAAAUGGCCGAUCUUUUAUCAGGUUUAAAUGGUUCAUAUUUAAUUCGUCUGAGUAAAGAUAUAUCAAAGAAUUCACCACAAGAAAAUCUUAAUUUCUUUCGAAAACAUCCAAUGAAAAAAACAAGAAAAGAUGUUUCAUUAAUUGAAAUUUCAAGAUUACAAACUCUUAUUGAAGAACAAAUUCAAAAGCCUGCAACAGCGAAACGAUGCAGUCCAAAAUUGUGUUGUCGAAUGAUGUAA